Molecule: messenger RNA, 695 nt
Organism: Medioppia subpectinata
Lineage: Eukaryota; Metazoa; Arthropoda; Arachnida; Sarcoptiformes; Oppiidae
Source: the annotation of a GenBank genome assembly
AAAAUAAAAGUCCAAAAAUGGCUAACCCCUUGAUAAAUUACCCUAGUUUAAAAGAUUUAUUUGUACAAAAUGAGCGAAUGGUCAGGGAUUUUGACCAAGAUGAUAUUCAAACCAUAGGAAAGGGUACUUUUGGUCAAGUGGUCAAAGCCAGACAUGGAGUGGACGAAAAAGUAUAUGCCAUUAAGAUUAUUGAAAUUGAAGGAAAUGAAAAUCAAAUACGAGAAAAAUACGACAAACAUAUACGAGAAGUGAAAGUGUGGGCCAAACUGGACGCUCACCACUUCGUACAGUACAGGUCCUCAUGGCUGGAGUGCGGGGGCGGCCCCGAGUCUACCUCCCGGUGCCCACUGAGCCUUAAGUUCUACAUACAAAUGGACUUGUGUUGGUUCACACUGAAGGCAGUCAUCGACAAAAUGUGGGUAUAUUUCGAGCGAACAGAAAAUAAGUUGUGGCCAGAGUUGGGCGCAUACGUGGCCGGCGAGCUGUUGAUUGAGAUACUAGAGGCUAUCGAUUAUUUACAUAGACUUAAGCCACAGAUAUUGCACCGGGAUAUUAAGCCCCGUAAUGUGUUGGUCAAGUGUGGUCCCGGCGCCCGGUUUGUCAAACUGACCGACUUUGGUCUGGCCGUUGAACAUAAAAAUGAGUCCGAAAGUCAUACCAUCCGUGUCGGCACCGAUAAGUAUAUGGCACCAGAA